AAAAUUGCAAACAAAGAAAGAGAGGGAUUCGAAAACCCUUGAAAAACCCUCUUCAAGGGUUGGUUCUAUGCGGUUUAAAAUCUUGAAACAGCAAUAACAGGAGAAAAAGAAGAGGAGAGAAAUGAACAGGGCAUCCCCACACCACGAAGAAGAAGAAGAAGAAGAAGAGAACGACACCCAAGUCUUUCUCGACGAAUCCGACAUCAUCCACGAAGUCCCACUUGACGAAGAAGAUCUUCCUGAUGCAGAUGACGAAGCCGCCUCUGAUGCUGAAGUUUUCGAGGAGCCUGAUGAUGAUUCUGUGCACGUCUUCACUGGUCAUACUGGUGAGCUGUACACAGUUGCCUGCAGCCCAACUGAUGCUACAUUAGUGGCAACUGGAGGAGGAGAUGAUAAAGGUUUUCUUUGGAGGAUUGGUCAAGGAGAUUGGGCUUUUGAGCUCCUAGGUCAUAGGGAUUCUGUUUGUAGUUUAGCCUUUAGCACUGAUGGACAGUUGCUAGCAUCUGGAUCCUUGGACGGAAUCAUUCAAAUCUGGGACGUACAGUCAGAAAAUCUCAAAUGCUCAUUUGAAGGGCUUGGAGGGGGCAUUGAGUGGAUCAAGUGGCAUCCGAGAGGACAUUUGGUAUUAGCUGGCUCAGAGGAUUGCACUGUUUGGAUGUGGAAUGCUGACAAAGGUGCCUGUCUCCAGACAUUUUCAGGACAUGGUGGCAGUGUCACUUGUGGUGAUUUUACCCCCGAUGGUAAACUAGUCUGUACUGGUUCUGAUGAUGCAACUUUGAGGAUAUGGGAUCCAAAAAGUGGUGAAAACAUUCAUGUGGUAAGAGGUCAUCCGUAUCAUACUGAAGAACUUACAUGCAUGGCGAUAAGCCCUGAUUCUACACUUGCCCUUACUGGUUCUAAGGAUGGUUCCGUCCACAUUGUAAAUUUAACAACCGGGAAGGUUGUCAGUUCACUGGUUUCACACUCAGAUUCGAUUGAAUGUAUUAGUUUUGGACCAAGCCACGGGCCAAGCUUUUCUCGCUCCACCAUGCCUACCUGGCACUCUCAGUCCUCCGCUCCUUCGUGGUGCCUCCCUCCACUCCACUCUCCACAAGGCCUGCUCUGACCUUUUCAAGAAGCUCUGUGACCUCACCUUUAUCGAUGACCUCAAAAGGCUCAAUCUUGCCAAGGUUGCCCAACUCCAAUAUGAGAUUCUCACUCCUUGCAAGGAGUUCGACCUCACUGACAUUGAUGUCAUCAAUGAAAGGCCCAGAUUCAUCAAGGAAACCGGGGAUAAACUCCAAUCCAAAGUGUGGGUAUUUUGAAUGAGUGCCUCAAUACUCUAAAAGAAGAGAUGGAGUUGAUUUAUAAAAAUAUUGAGUGCUUUGUGCAUUGAGGCUUGUUGGCCUUCGUGUGUUGUUUUCUCCUUUUCUCUCUUUUCUUCUCUGUGUAUUCUACUCUUUCUUGUGAUAUUGUUGACAGUACUGUUCAUACAGCCCCUACUCAACAUAAAAUUCCCUCUUUUCCAUCUUCCUUACAGCCCCAAAUCAAACCUUUUUUACUUUUCAAAACCCUAAAUCCCACAUAUUUCUACCAAAUGGCCAUCAAAUGAGUCAUCAAAUCACUUUUUAAUCUUAACACAACUCCAAAACUCUUUUUUCAACAAUAUGUAACCAUAGAUCUACAAAUUCUCGUAACCCUAACCCCACAACUACCACAUAUAGACAAAUUUUUUUAUGUCAACGAAUUCUGUUUGUGAGAUGUCUGCAAUGACUAAAUUGAAACAAUGUAAAAAAAAUAUUUAAAAUCAAGGACUAAAUUGAUACAAUUGAAACUUUGAGAACCAGAAUGAAACCACCUCCAUAUAUAUAGGAACCAAAAGUGAUUUUUUAACAAAAUACUAUUACAUUUGUUAAAUAUAAUCCUAUCAACACAAGUUUGGGUCCAAGUCACCAAAAGGUGAAUCUAAAAGACCCACAGAAAUCAAAACUGAUCCAACCCAGAAAUUCACAAAUCAAAAGGCAGAAGCCAACUAAGCUGCUACUAAACAAACUUAUGGCCAAAAAAAAAAACCUUCAGCUUCUAACUCUAACAUGCUAAGUUUCCAAGCUAAUAUUAUCCAGUAAGCUCCAGAGUUAUCAAGCUCCCAAAUGGCAUGCAUUAACCUCAGAUCAAUUUUCUAUCAAUUUGAUGCUUCACUUCAGGUGAAGUCACUAACAAUUCAUUUGGUCAAAUGGUAUUUCUUGGUGCUUCCAAUGGAGAUGUACAGGGCUUGAAUCCUCCCUCCUCCACUUUUGUGUAUAAAAAAAAGGUUAGGCAAGACAAUACAGCCAUGAAGCUCCUACAAGAGCUGUUUAAAAAUUUGUUUGGAAAGCUGGGGUUUAGGAGUCUUACCUUCAAAUCUUUGAUAGUUCAAAUGGAUUUCUUGAAUCAAAACUAUCUAGAUUGUAAGUCUCACUUGUUAGCAUCACUUGGUCACAACAAGAAUUUGAUUUUUUUUUUUUUUUUGAUAAGUAAUAAAGAUUCAUUGAUAUCAAAAAGAGAGAGACACCCAAGUACACCAGGGGUAUACAGGGGAGAACAAAUCAAAAACAAACAUUACAAAAAUCAAGAAAAUCCAAAAUAGAAGAAAAAUGAUGGUUUCUCCACACAGAGAACCAAUCAAGUAAGGUUCUAAAGAAAAGAAGCUUGAGAUCAGGCAUGGAAUGCUCCUUGACUUCAAAACACCUACUAUUUCUCUCAUUCCAAAUACACCACAUCAAACAGUGAGGAACAACCAUCCAAAUAUCUCCAUUACGAUGGCGGCCAAAACGACCUUGCCAGCAAGCCAAAAGCCCAACAACAGAGAAUGGCAUAACCCAGCAAACUCCAAAUAACCCAAAAAUCAUAUCCCACAACUCCAAAGUUACUGGGCAAUGAAGGAAAAGAUGGUCAAUAGUUUCACUAUUACACUUGCACAUAUAACACCAAUCCAAAAUGCAAACCUUUCUUUUCCUUAAGUUAUCAAUUGUCAGGCAUUUCCCCAAGGCUGCGGUCCAUACAAAGAAAGCCACUCUAGCGGGAAUCUUCUGCUUCCAAAUGCUUUUCCAAGGGAAAAACUGCUCACUAUGGCCAUCUAGAAGAUGGUAAUAAGCAUUGACCGUGAACCCCUUACUCUUACAAAGCAGCCAAUAUCUCUUAUCUUCCCCAUUCCCCCUUAUAGGAGUGCAAUAGAUGGAAUUGAUGAAGCUUUUGAAAGCUUCCAAUUCACGAUUAUGCACCUCCCUGCAAAACUAAAAAUCCCAAUGGAGGACUCCAUUGGUGAACCUCAUUAGAUCCGCCGCACUUGCCUCUUUGUUACAACAAAUCCUAUAUAAAUCAGGAUAGUGGUCUGCGAGAGGAGAAGAUCCACACCAACGAUCUAGCCAAAACUGCACUUUUGAUCCAUCUCCAAUUUCAUACAGAAUAAACCGAGAUAAAGAGUGCCACUCCCUUCUAAUAUUUUUCCACAAACUAACUCCAUAAGGACCAGAGAAAGAGCUAGAACACCAACCACCCCAAUCACAACCAUACUUCACCUCUAUCACUUGACGCCAUAGAGCAUCCCUCUCUUGCCCAAAUCUCCAUAACCACUUCCCUAAUAAAGGUACAUUGAAGGUUUUCAGGUUCCUAAUCCCCAACCCACCUGAAGAAAGCGGAGUACACACUGUAGACCAAUUAACCAAAUGAAAUUUGGGCUCGUCUCCUAGGCCACCCCAUAAAAAGUCCCGCUGAAGUCUAGCAAUUCGGUUGGCCACAGAAGCGGGAAUAGGGAAUAAAGAAAGAAAAUAAGUAGGGAGAUUAGAGAGAGUGCUUUUAAUUAAAGUGACUCUACCUCCCUUGGAUAAAUAUGAUUUUUUCCAACUUGCUAAUUUUCUUUCCAUCUUCUCUAGAAUAGGAUUCCAAAUAGACUUGUCCUUAAAUUUUGCCCCCAAAGGAAGACCCAAAUAUUUCAUUGGGAGAGACCCUUGCUUGCAGCCUAAGACAGCCACCAAAAGAUCCAUGUUAUGAACUGCCCCCACAGCCACUAGUUCAGACUUAUCCAAAUUUACCUUCAGACCAGACACAACCUCAAACCAAAUGAGCACCAUACGGAGAAUCAGAAUUUGAUCAAUAUUAGCAUCACAAAAAAUCAGAGUAUCAUCAGCGAAAAGGAUUAUAUUCUGGAUAAAGUUUUCCAACAAGGCGAAUUAGAAUUAUUGAACCUGCACUGAUUAUCAGCCCAAUAAGCAAACUUGAUAGAAAAUUUACCCUAACACUGACAUUAGGAACACAUGAAUUCUAAAACUGAUGCAAUAUUUAAUUGAGGGUCUACUGAGCGUUCCCAUAGGAGUCCAUCAAAUCAAUGCAUCCGAUCCCUUGUCUGCUUGAUGUCAUCAUGGGUUUUGACUGGCCAUAAUCCACUCUCUGGACCUUGUUAAGUUAUGCUAGUUUAAAUAUUGGAUCCGUCAGACUUUCUGAAUUGAAUAGCUCAAUUAUUAAUUGCUCCUGAAUGGGCUGGGAGAAUGGUGAGAGAUGCAAUGCAGGACUGCUUUAGUGCUUUAACCAAGUAAGAACUACAGGCACGUUUGGUAUGCUGUAAUAGAUAUUGUAAUGGAAUGGUUAUUCAUGUGUAAUAACUAUUUGGUUAUUUGAUUGCAUCUUUAUUACAAUAAAUAGUUAGUCCUUGGUAAUAGCUAUUCCUUAAAUCAAGGAAUAUUUAUUACUUCCUAAAAUAAUUGUAAUAGUCAUUCCUUAAUACAUGUAACAACUUUUAAAAUCAAUAUAUUUCCAAAAAAUAUGAACUUUUCAUGUGCAUCGUCUUUUACAAACUUUUAUACGUGACAACCACAUUUAAGAAUAGGAAUAGUUAUUUCAUUACAACAUCUUUUAUUCCCAGUAAUAAUAUUACAAUUCUUGACAUAAUCUCUAUUUAGUGUACCAAAUGUGCCCUUAAAAAUUAUGCAACUAUGAAGAUAUAAAAUCAUAAGAUCUUGUACAUGUUUUCACAAUUUCUCUUCUCCUAAAAAGAAAGCUCAUCAAAGAAAAAAAAAAAAAAACACUUUUCGAAUUUUCAAUUGAUAUAAAUUUUGUUUGGAACUUGGUUUU
Molecule: messenger RNA, 5085 nt
Organism: Quercus robur (English oak)
Lineage: Eukaryota; Viridiplantae; Streptophyta; Magnoliopsida; Fagales; Fagaceae
Exons: 10
Coding region: 122-1105 (327 amino acids)
Molecular function (GO): protein binding
Source: RefSeq, a predicted model, not a curated record